AUGGAGAAGAGCCGCCGCUUAGCUGCUGCAGUUAUCUGUACAGCUGUUCUCUUGCUCUUGAGGACAUGUUUCACUGCCACGUUCUUCGUUCCUAGCGUCAUUUGCAUUAUCAAAGCAGGGAGCCGUAUCGAAAGAUGCGAAGGCAGGCUUGGACUUUCGCAGAGAGCUAUUAACUGCCUUAAUACCACAAGCACCUUCUUGGAGACCAUUGUUUCCUGCUUUCUGAUCUUCCUCAUCUAUAGAUGGAAAACAUUCAACUUCAAAAACUUUCUCAGGGCUCUUGUACAACAGGCUUAUUUUUGGAUGUGGACCGCUUUGUGGGUUGCGCGUAUCAUAACGAACGUUCUUAUAGCUGUUAUUCCGGGUAUUAACGAAAACAAUCCUGUUCUUGUUGUGCUCGGCUUUUUGGUCCCCUUAGAGUUCGCUUCAACUACAAUGUUAGCUUGUGCUCUUAGCUUUGUGCAACUUUCUACCGUAAGGGAUUGGUUUACUGAACAUUUUCCACGGGGAGGAAGAAGUGAAAAGCUGAUGAUCUUGUAUCGAAUGACUUUGUUUUCGUACGGUUUGCGAAUGCUUGCUUUCUUUUUGUACGAUUCAUUUUUGGUCGCAAGAGCGAUAACUCGUGAAAGACAGUUCCGUGAAUUAGACAGCCUUUUGCUAGCUUUGGAUGUUGGCUACAGAGGAAGUUUGACCGUAUUUUUCUUUCGCAAAUUCUUUGAGUUUGAAAAUACACCAGAGGUCUUCCUCGUAACAACGAAUUCGAGCAAGUUAGUGGAAGUUGAAUGUCAGUCAAAAGCUGAGCGGCAGGAGAUUGAAACUUACGGCGAAAUUUUCGAAAAUCAAGGAGUAAAGGACAUGGAAGGAGAAGAAAAAGGAAUCAUAGUUGCCAGCGGAAAAUCUCCGAAAGACUUGGAAUGCAGCACGCAAAUUUGA
Molecule: messenger RNA, 933 nt
Organism: Porites evermanni
Lineage: Eukaryota; Metazoa; Cnidaria; Anthozoa; Scleractinia; Poritidae
Source: the annotation of a GenBank genome assembly